UCUUACUUUGUUUUUGCUUACAAAAUCACUUCUUGGACAGAGCUCCUCUGUUACCUGCUUCUGCCUUAUACUUCUACUUCUUCUUCUUCAUAAAAGGGUUAUACAUACAUACAUAAAUACGUACAAGAAUGGAAAGAUUGAACUCAGAAUUGUACUUACAAAACUGUUACAUAAUGCAAGAAAAUGAAAGGCUAAGGAAGAAAGCACAACUACUGAAUCAAGAAAACCAACAACUUUUAUCAGAAUUAAAACAGAGACUUGCAAAGAAACCAAACAAAGGAAAACAGAGUAACAAUUCCUCUGUUUCAGACCAAUUCAAUCCUUCCAAUUCUAUGUCUUAGAAGCUUCUAGAAAGUUCCUAGAAAUGGAAGCAUCCAUCCUUUUGGGUCCCACCUUCCAAUACUAGUUAGCAGUUGUAAUAUGUUUUUGGUAUUUUGGGUAUUUUUAUUUUGUUUCUGCCUUUUGAUGUAAGAAGAUUUAGUCAUAAAAUUUUAUAGGACAGAAGGAAAAGGCAGAAUAGUAGGUAGAUAAUAUUUUAUUUUUAUUUUGCUGUUAUGGGGGGUUCUAAACUAAUUUAAUGGUGUAUUAAUUAACUUAGUUAUUGCUUAUUACUAUAUAUUAGAAAAUAUGUAUCACUAUUUAAUUGUUAGUUUAAUGGUUUUUGAGCUUCUUAUGCUCUUACUUAAUUUAAGUUUGUAAAUUUACUUUUAUGAAAUUGGAAUGAUGGAAUAUU
This is a messenger RNA of Amaranthus tricolor (Joseph's coat), 733 nucleotides long. Its product is annotated as protein LITTLE ZIPPER 3-like. NCBI's taxonomy places the organism in Eukaryota, Viridiplantae, Streptophyta, Magnoliopsida, Caryophyllales, Amaranthaceae. The transcript is spliced from 2 exons. Bases 129 to 341 code for a protein of 70 amino acids. The record is from RefSeq and is a predicted model, not a curated record.